Molecule: messenger RNA, 1857 nt
Organism: Prorocentrum cordatum
Lineage: Eukaryota; Dinophyceae; Prorocentrales; Prorocentraceae
Source: the annotation of a GenBank genome assembly
AUGGCGCCCGAUCAUCGCGUGAGCUCGGGCGGCAGCAGGGAGAUCGAGUCGCUGGAGAUCGACCGCGGGCAAGACGGCGCCCCUGCGACCAGCCCGGGCCCACUGCGAGGCGGGUGCCGCUCGCCCUCGCCGCCGGCGCUGCUCGUCCUCGGCGCCGCCGUGGGCACCGCGCUGGUGGUAGUGGCCGCCAGCCAGCUGCUGCCUCACUCCGCGAUACUCGGGGGGAAGAAGGCGACUGGCUGCAGCGAGGGCUACGCGGCGCUGGCCUCCUACAGCGCACCCGCCCCUGGACCGGAGGCGCCGGCGCGCGAGGACGAAGGCGAGGUUCCGGACAUAUCCAGGCCAGACGUGAGCGUGGCUGACGUGACAGCGUGGGCAAGAAGCCGGGCAGAUCGCGCCAGGCGCGAGUUUGAGGAGCCGCCCUCGGUGCGCAAAUAUUUCCCUUCGCCCGCGGACUGGGCGAGCACAGUUAUCUACAACAUCGUGAUCGAUCGUUUCAACAAUGGCGACGUGUCCAACGACAAGGCCAACCUGCAUCAGCAGCAGCGAGACGACUUGCAGAACAACAGGUACCGGGCUAGCAUGCGGCACGGAGGGGACCUGGAGGGAGUCCGGAAACGAUUGCCGUAUAUGAAAGACCUCGGUGUGACUGCGAUAUGGAUGACCCCCAUCUUCACGCACAACGGCGACUACCACGGCUAUUGCACCUCCGACCCGACGCGGGUGGACCCUGGCUUCGGCACGAACGAGCUGCUGCGCGUGCUCGUAAGAGAAGCCCAUGAGCUGGGCAUCCUCGUAGUGCUGGACAUCGUUAUAAACCACCUGUGCGACCUCGACACGACGUACCAGCAGGAUCGCAGACCGGGGGACGCCGCCGCGGCAAAGUGCGCCAAUCACUUCGACAAACUGCACUGGGACGGGGUGGAGGGUGGACCCGACGAGCAGAUGCGGAUGAAGUUCUCCGACUCUUUUUUCCCAGGGUUGAAGUCGGACGAGUUCUUCAACCGCUGUGGCCAGAACACGGAGAAGACGAUGGGCAGCCAGGAUCCACUCGCCGUGUACGGUGACUUUGCUCCUGGGAUGUUCGACUACAACACCCGCGAUAAGGGUUUCCAGCAGAUCUUCACGGAGAUCAUGAAGUUCUGGGUCGCUUACGCAGAUGUGGAUGGCUUUCGUUUGGACGCCGCGAAGCAUGUCACCGAGGAUUUCCUCGCAUACUUCUCCACAGAGAUACGCUUGUAUGCAGAGGGACUUGGCAAGGCCAACUUCCUCACCGUCGGCGAAGUCGCGGCCACUGUGGACUGGCAGGCGCGCCGCAUAGGCGCCAUGGCGUCAGACCUGGAGAACCCGAACAAGCACGACACCAAGCUCGGCAUGCCAAAGACAGUCACGCAGACGCUGGUGAGCCUGAAGGCCGACUACCAGGCUCACGGCGCCUUCGGGAUGCCUGGGAUGGCUUCGGUCUACAAUUUCUACGCCAGCGGCAAGGCCAGGUCUGCCAUGCACGGGGUGGAUAACGACGGUUGGAAGGCAUACGUCGGGUCGUUGGGCUCCUACGUAGAAGACGGUGGGAGCGAGCUGUCCACCGUCAUGGGGCAGCUGCAAGACUGCUGCGCCUCCUCCCCAGAAGGCUGCACUGGGCAGAUGCCCAAGCUGUGGACCCUUCUGGAGAUCCACGACUGGCCCCGUUUCACUUCGAGGUUCCCGAACGACCUGGCGUUCGCCAAGGUCGGCUUUGCUUGGCUCUUCACCUUCCCAGGCCAGCCCAUCAUAUACUACGGCCAGGACAGAGCAGGGCUUCAACAACGAGUGCCCUGGCAGAGCGGGCGUCCAGGCGGGGGACGGCACGGAGGAUGA